Messenger RNA from Mytilinidion resinicola, 897 nucleotides. RefSeq lists its product as uncharacterized. The record is from RefSeq and is a predicted model, not a curated record. NCBI's taxonomy places the organism in Eukaryota, Fungi, Ascomycota, Dothideomycetes, Mytilinidiales, Mytilinidiaceae. The coding region runs from base 23 to 505 and encodes 160 amino acids. The transcript has a single exon.
AGCACCGUCGCUGCAUGCACUGAUGCCUCGCUCGUGUUCUGCGGCAGGCCGGGUGCUGGGACGACUUCCAAGCGUCAGCACGCUGCUCAUCCAGCAGCCUGACGCUGUUCAUCCCGAAGUACGGCUGCUGUCCCUGCGAAUUCCGGUCCAGUACAAGCUACUUGCGUUCCUUGGGUCCGUGGAUCGUUUCUCGUGUUCAGUCGGUGUGGCUUUUCUGACUUGCACCAAGCCUGCAUCUUGCGGGGUAACGGCCGUCACAGCCAUCAGCAUGCACGCCUGCAGCCACCUCAUCAACCUCGCUCGUAUCGCCUUGCCUCAAUUCUUGACUUUUCUCAAGCUUUUCCAGAAUUCUUCUACCGCCUCCUUGCCCGCCGUCACUCCAUCUUUUUCUCGCAUCAGGGAUCAGAUCAUCAGCCCUGCGACUACAGCGAAUGCAACUGCCGCAAGACACCUUGCUCUCUUCACCCCGCCUUGUCUAGCUUCUAGACUCGGAGUAGGGCCUUGACGGGGUUAGCUGCAUCGGUCUAGGACUUGGUUAGCUUUUAUCGACUUAAUUCGGUAUAUCGAGACCAGGUCAAUGGCGCCAUCACUGUGUGACUGCUUGACUGCGAAUUUUUCGCUGGCCGGCAUCACCGAUCUUAUACGUUUUCUUGGCGUCGGGAAUCAUCUGGUUUGCAGCGGAUUCCUUUGCUCAACCACGCUGUGACUCGUGAGGUGGUGCGCUCAUCUGUUGGUCCCUGCCACUCUUCUGUCUAGGACCCAAUCUGAUUCAGUGAACUUCCUAGGAUGCCAUGUUCAUCCAGGUCAGGGUAUAGAGUGGAAUAGAACAGUAACCUCCGAUAUGUGCAUGCCGUAUCUGCGUGCAGUUCCAGGCGAAGGAUCUCCCUGGUAAACGGG